Molecule: messenger RNA, 476 nt
Organism: Meloidogyne enterolobii
Lineage: Eukaryota; Metazoa; Nematoda; Chromadorea; Rhabditida; Meloidogynidae
Source: the annotation of a GenBank genome assembly
UUGUAAAAUAGGAUGAUCGUUUACUCUUUUAAUAAAUUCGUCGUAACCUGUAGGUAAUUUCUUUGUACGAAUCCCUUUAUUUCUAAUUAUAUGAUUUACAAUUUCCUCAACAUUACUUGUAAUUAAUGGAUAAUCGUUACCAAUUUUUCUGGCAAGUCUUCCAUCCUCCAAAAUGCCUAGUAUAUCAGCAUUCUCUCUUAAAUAUUCCAGUGCUUGAUCUUUUGGAUCAGCAUCACUUUCAGCUGACUGGUAUUCUUCUUCUUCAAAAGCCCCGCCCCCUUCCUCUUCAACUUCCUCCUCACUCUUAAUUGGAAUGUGUUUUUUCUUUCCAAUUUUUCUUUUUACCUUUUUUCUCAGGACUAUUCUAGAAUUGUUUACACCUAAAUUUUCAGAAAAAUUUCUUACAUUUACAUUUAUCGGUUUUUCCUCCUUUUCUUUUAAAAGUUUGUUAAAUCUCUUCAAAUUCUGCUCAUAAU